AUGCAUUUCGUCCCUGUCGCAAACAUUUCCGAGUAUCCACUAAGAGGCCCUGAGCUAGACGUGGAGCAUGUUGCUUUCCAUGUUUCAGGUAUAACCUGGGUCCUGGUUUACAGGACAGACAAGUACAAGAGACUGAAGGCGGAAGUGGAAAAGCAGAGUAAGAAAUUGGAGAAGAAGAAGGAGACAAUAACAGAGUCAGCAGGCAGACAACAAAAGAAGAAAAUAGAGAGGCAGGAAGAGAAACUGAAGAACAACAACAGAGACCUGUCGAUGGUUCGAAUGAAAUCCAUGUUUGCAAUUGGCUUUUGUUUUACUGCCCUAAUGGGAAUGUUCAAUUCCAUAUUUGAUGGUAGAGUAGUGGCAAAGCUGCCUUUCACCCCCCUUUCCUACAUCCAAGGGCUGUCUCACAGGAACCUGCUGGGCGAUGACACCACAGACUGCUCCUUCAUCUUCCUCUACAUUCUCUGCACCAUGUCCAUCCGACAGAACAUCCAGAAGAUUCUUGGCCUGGCCCCUUCACGAGCUGCCACCAAGCAGGCCGGUGGAUUCCUUGGCCCUCCACCACCUUCUGGGAAGUUCUCUUGACGUCAAGAAGAAUCCUCUAAUUCCUGUCUUUUUUUUUUUUUGGAUCUUCAAAUCAGACUGGCAACUAUUUUGUAGCAAGAGCCACGGGCAGCCUUAGCACAUGGGCCACUUGCUUGUUUUCAGUUAUUUCUAGACUUUUCCGAUAGGAUUCGAAUGAGAAUGGCACCCAGCAAACAAACAUGACAGCGCUUUCAAAAGUCACAGGUGAAUUUUUUUGAUAAGUGUGCUGAUUAGAUAAGUUCAGGUGAUGUUUACGUAAUGAGAAACUGUGUCUUUCUUGUGUUGUCAACAUGACUGUUUUCUGUGGGACCGACUCUCAAGACGGCUGUGUGCCCGGGAAUUGGCUGUCCUUGAGCACUGAAGAGUCCAAAAGCAAAUUUUAGUUUUCCUUCAGUUAGUUAGUGACUCUUAAUCGGAACUCUUUGUUUUGUGUGUUUUUUAAGCCAAAUAUAUGACCCAUGAUCAAUAAAGAGGCCAAAAUUUUAACGGUUUCAUCUAUAACGAGAGCUGUGUUUUGUUUUGCCAUGUUUCUAGAUAUGUGUUUAAUUUAGUGAUCUGGGCAUAAAGGAAGGGCUAAAAUAAAAGCGUUUAAUGUCAUA
Hipposideros armiger (great roundleaf bat) is the source of this 1184-nucleotide messenger RNA. RefSeq names its product transmembrane and coiled-coil domains 1 (gene TMCO1). Gene Ontology annotation, biological process: endoplasmic reticulum calcium ion homeostasis. NCBI's taxonomy places the organism in Eukaryota, Metazoa, Chordata, Mammalia, Chiroptera, Hipposideridae. Gene Ontology annotation, molecular function: calcium channel activity. The coding region runs from base 1 to 585 and encodes 194 amino acids. Gene Ontology annotation, cellular component: cytoplasm; endoplasmic reticulum membrane; endoplasmic reticulum. The record is from RefSeq and is a predicted model, not a curated record. The transcript has 7 exons.